Messenger RNA from Dicentrarchus labrax (European seabass), 2531 nucleotides. Its product is annotated as lymphocyte activation gene 3 protein-like. The record is from RefSeq and is a predicted model, not a curated record. The coding region runs from base 935 to 2275 and encodes 446 amino acids. The transcript has 9 exons. Gene Ontology annotation, cellular component: external side of plasma membrane; membrane raft. Gene Ontology annotation, molecular function: protein tyrosine kinase binding; MHC class II protein binding. Gene Ontology annotation, biological process: T cell activation; interleukin-15-mediated signaling pathway; positive regulation of ERK1 and ERK2 cascade. NCBI's taxonomy places the organism in Eukaryota, Metazoa, Chordata, Actinopteri, Moronidae.
ACAUUCUCCAAGUAUAUACGAUCCCUUUGGUUGAUGUUUAAUAAAAUAUGCUAAAAUAUGGGCUCUUAGACUAAUGUUUGACUGGCAGUGUAGGCCUGUUUCUGAAGCUGUGACAGUUGGAUAUGAAUUGACGAAAAGGAACAGAGAAGCGAGAAAGAAGUGGAUGAUUCAUUUUCCUAAAUAUCCAUCAGAACGUGAUACCAUAUCACUGAAUGGCCUCAUUUUCAUCAUACUGGUGGUGGUGGUGGUGAUGAUGAUAAUGAUUGCUGUGAGUUAACCAGUGGUUGUAAACACAAGUAACUGGCAGUGACGGAAGAGGGACAUCUCGGUUUCAAAGCAACAACUAGAGCUUCCGUGAAUGAUUGCAAAGUGAUUCGUAAACAACUUACAUUCACUGCAGUGUGUGGAGAGUAAUUAUAACGUAAUUUAAUGCGUAUUUGGCAAAGAAGCAUUUCUAAAAAGAUUUUGAGGUACAGAUACAGUAUGUCUUACUGUAGAUGCUACUGUGCAUAGUCAUAUGCUGUGUGUGUAUUUUAUGCGUGCUCUCACUUGCAAAUGAAAUAAUGCAACAUAUUUUACUUCUAUACUUGAUGUGAAGAAGGAAACAGAAUGAAGAAGAGAGAAUCCGAGAGAAUCCGUGGGAGGGAGUGGGUCCCCCCUGUUUACAUCUCUGUCUUAUAGUUUCCAAGCUGACACAGACAGACAUCAAAGCCUACCUUGUAGCUGAAGUGACUUGAAGUUGCAGAGGAACUACGACACAUUCCGAUCUCCACCCCCAUCAAUAUAUAAACCUCAUCAGCCCAACUUACAAAAACACAUCAGACAACUCAUCAAGCAGAGAGAAAGACAGACUUCAAGAGGUGGAAAACAGAGCUCAUAGAAGUUCAAGUGGGGGAAAGAGAUUAAAGUUUCAGCAAAAUCAAAAGAGAAAAAUAUGCUACUGCAGUAUUUUAUCGUUGUGGGGAUGGCCCUUCUUAUGACAGGGGCUCAAAGUGAGGUGAUUGAGGUGUUUGCAGAAGCAGGCUCUCAGGCUAUACUACCCUGUAAAUGCAACCCUUUGUCUACACAUCUCCCUGCCAUCAUCUGGACUAAAGCUAACAAAGGCACUGUUUGGAGAAAGGAAAGGAGCGGUCUGCAGUACUGGGGUUAUAGCUGGUCACCCAAAGGGAGCCACCGCGCACAAUGCCCCCACUCCCAGUUUGAAAGAGGCGAUUAUAGCCUGCAAAUCAACAACGUUAGGGAUGAGGAUGGAGGAAUUUACUCUUGCAGGGUGGACAAUGGAAACCAGGUUACUGAAAACGUGGUGUCACUCAGAAUCAUUAAAGUGUCCAUCUCUCCUUCGGUUCCCAUAUGGGGGAAAGACGUUAAAAUCAGCUGUGAUGUGAAUCCUUGGCCUAAUGGCGCCACCGUGCAGUGGACGUUGAACAACAGCCGAUUUUUGACCCCGACUACAAUCAUGAAAAAAAGUUUCAUGAGGGAAAAGGCAGAUGCGAGACUGACAGGAAACUGGACCUGUUUCGUGGACUACAAGGGCAAAGAGGGGCGAGCUUCAGCAACUCUGACUGUGAUGGGAAUCGUCCAACCAUCCAAAGAUGAUACUAAAGUGUAUGCUGCUGUGGGAUCUGCAGUCACCCUCCCCUGUGUGUUCUCCUCCGAGUUAAUCCCCUCUAGAAAGCCCUCCUCGGAUAAUUCUGCUAGUUUGAAAGAGGUUGGGUUUCAGGAUGCGGGCAGGUACAGAUGCUCUGGGACCGUAGAACAACAAUGGUUGACUCGAAAUAUGCAGCUUGUCGUUGCCAAAAUUGACAGCAGCAUCCCGUCAAAGAAGAAAGACUCUUUGAUGUUGGACUGCCAAUUAAGCGACACAAGCGAAGUCACCAACUAUGAGUGGGUUCAUGUUGUCUAUGACCUCAACGGCACCCGGUCGGAGGGCUCCAUCCUGAACGGGAAGACUCUAAGUAUAAGCAAAGUGUCAGAGGAGAACCGCGGUGAAUGGGCAUGUCGUUUCUACGGGAAAGAAGGCCUUCUGGGAAAUGUUACAUACCAGGUUCACCUAAUGGGUGGUCUGAGUGGACAAAAAUCGUCAGGUGUCUCACAAAACACCGUUGCCGUGGUUGGCCUCAGCUUUCUCCUCGUCGUUCUGCUGUUGAUUUUGAUUCAGAUGUACAAGAACCACCAAAGGAGGAAAAGGAUCUUUCAGUACCCUGCGCUGGAGACGAUUGUUCAUACCACCUCCAAUGAGCGGGAGGAGAGAGAAAGGAACCGAGAGAAAAUGUAAAGACAUAUCGAUGCAGAGGCAUCGCAGGAAAGAUCUCACAAUGCUAAACUGAAUUGAGAUCCAUCCUCUUCAUGCCUGCAAUAUAUUGGGAGACUUUUGUUUGCACAAGUUUUGUAAAUAUAGUAUAACCAGAGCAGACGUUGUAGCAGUGUUGUUCUUGUUGUAUAUUAUCUUUGUAACUGUAAUUGUUCUACUGUAAGUGAGGAUUUGUUGCUAUAUAUACCUGUUGAAAAUAAAAUAUUUUACAAAGAAAUUA